Daucus carota subsp. sativus is the source of this 1495-nucleotide messenger RNA. RefSeq names its product putative protease Do-like 14. The coding region runs from base 127 to 1347 and encodes 406 amino acids. Lineage: Eukaryota; Viridiplantae; Streptophyta; Magnoliopsida; Apiales; Apiaceae. The transcript is spliced from 10 exons. Gene Ontology annotation, molecular function: protein binding. The record is from RefSeq and is a predicted model, not a curated record.
GGGCGCUGGGCUAUCAAAGAUGUCAAGUAUAUACGGGGCUCGAAUCUAGAUGCCAACUAUUACCCGCCUAGCUGUGUGAGAAGAGCGCAGUUAAUUCGCUCAUCGGAAAGCAGCUGCUAAUUGAAGAUGCUGAAGAGAGCUGGUGUCCCUCCUAAGAAGCUUCUGUUAAAUGGCACCCAGUUCCGCUGGAACAAGUAUUUUAUACACGAUUUUGGACGAUUCUGUUCUAAUGCAACCAAUCGGGGCACGAAUACCAAGAAAUCUGUCUUGAAAGCUGCCUCAAGUGUCGUUUCUCUUACUGCUUACUCCGGUGACAACCGGAUAUUUAUUUGUUCUGGGUUCAUAAUGGAGUGUGAUAAUAUAUGUGGCACCUUCAUGGGUACUAUCCUCACUUCUGCUACACUCCUGCGAAGUGCAAGUGACGCAGAUAUGGUGGCUGAUGAUCUCAAGAUUGAUGUGUACAUGGCAGGAGGUACAUUCUUCAGAGGCGAAGUGUUAGCUGUUGACUUCCACUACAACAUUGCUAUAAUCAAGAUAAACUCAGAUGUACCUCUGCCAACUUCUACUAUUAGGCUUAUUGAUACUCAUGUGCCUAUAGAUCCUGGUAACUGUGGUUCCAUUGAAGAUUUUAAGUUAUCCCGGUGUACUGAACGUCAAGAUUCAGCGACAUCUGCCGAUCGGUUUUCACUUUAUCCCGGUAUGGAGGUAUUUGCCUUAGGGCGCUAUUUUCGGGAUUCCUAUGAUAUUAUGGCCGCACCUGGUGAAUUCAGGUAUGGUGGUUGUGACUUUGAUUGUCAAGAGCUUCUGAGUGCAAGUUGUCUUAUUAAAAAGAAUGGGAUUGGUGGACCUCUUAUCAAUUUUCUUGGAGAGGUUAUUGGAAUUAACUUCUACGAGGUUUCAUACACUCCUUUUCUUCCGAUCAACAUAGCGUACCAAUGUUAUAGAGAUCUAAAGAAACAAUGUCGAAUUCCACGUCCUUGGAUUGGAUUAAGUGUCAUUGAUCUAUAUGCCGGAAGUUUGCAUGAGCUGGAAAUAUUACACGAAAAGUUCCCACAUGUUGUUAAAGGGGCAAUGGUAAAGGAGGCACUACCCGAAUCUCCGGCUUGUAUUGCUGCUCUACAUGUUGGCGAUGUUAUUACGAGUUGUGAUGGAAAUCUUGUGCGGAGCUGCCUGGAGCUUACUGAAGCAUUGUGGAACAAGGAGGGUAAAUCUGUUGAGCUAGUUGUGGUUAGAGCAAGUGCUGACAGACUUCUGAAUCUCGUAGUGGAAGUAGUGGAGACUAACCCAAACACAUAUCGGUGGCCUGUUCCAGAGCAACAAAUUUUGAGGAAUUGUCAAUAUGCGUGAUCCAUGUCAAGGCGUGAAAAGUUUUACAAGGUCUUCUAAAUCUUUGUCAGUACUAUAUGAUAGUGAGAGGACAAAAGUCAUAUGUUGACACAUUGUUCAUUUUGUGUUUUCUCUGCCAACAGAUAAUGAAUUUUUUUCAUGAUGUACA